AUGGGUCGAAGACCUGGUGGCACGACGAAAUCCGGUCGUUUUAUGAAUCCGGCUGAUCAAGAACGUAAAAGCAUGAGGCAAAAAGAAUUGAAACGAAAUAAGCGACAGCGAAUAAUGGUGCGCCAAGCCAUUUUGAAAAGUAAGGAUAUCGACGAAAUCAUUGAAAAUCUGUCACGUUUGGAUGAUCAAGAACUGGACAUUCAUGUCGAGCAUCACAGCAAAUACGUUUUUAAUGAGAAAAGGGCAAAAUAUAAGCAGACUUACAGUGAAGUGAUGAAUCUUUAUAGGCAGGAAAAAAGGGAUGAUAAAAUUAAAGAAUUGGAGCAAAAAAUGGAGCGCUAUGAAGCAGAACGAUCACGCAAAGUGCAGCAAUAUAACGCUCUUCGUUUCUCAUUGGAGACAAAUCCAAUGGAAAUACCUCUUCCCGAUGGAACUUCUGCUCCCAAUGCAGCAAUGACACCAUCUGCCACUAGUAUUCCGUCACAAUACCUCAUGCCCCAAGCACGUGCUGGAAUACUCAAAAAUAGUCGAAAUGUUGUGCGAGAAGGUCCUGAAAGAACCGAUCCACCAGGCCCACCUUGUGGGAUCCCACCAUCAUUUUUUGAUGAAGAUGUCGACGAUAAUGAUGAUGUUGAUGAGAAUCUUAUUGGUAGAAGACGAGUAAGGUUCAGCGAUAAUUUCGCGAAAGUUGUCGAAAGUGAUGAUAUAGCGGAUGACGACUAUGGGCCUGUCGAAAUUCCUCCGGAGGUGAUGCAGCAGGAUAACACUGAAAGUGAAAGGACAAGAACAGCACCAGUACUGGCCCCACAAAUCUCUACCCAGUCUUUAAUCCGUGCUCCUCCUAUUCCGCCGAAUAUGUUGCCCCCUCCACCUCGAUUACCUCUUCGUAUGCCUCCCCCACCUCCUCAUUUUGCUCGACCGGGAAUACCUCCUAUUUUCAUGCGACCUCCUGCUGGUGAUUCUGUUAUUUCUGCUGAACCUGUUGUGCGGCGUCCUGUUGAUCAACCGACAACUACAUCAGUCUCCAAGAAUAAUGGCGAAGCCACAAUAUCUGCUGAACCCAAACUACGCGAUCUCACAAAAGAAUUAACUAAAUUAGUGCCGACAUCACUUCGCGUCAAUCGUAAUAAAAUACAACCAAAGCGUUUUCCUAAUAAGUAUAACAUGAUGGGAGUACAAGUAGAAUCAGCUCAACGAAAAGAAGCAAAAGAUACCGACCAAGCAUACGCAGAUUUUAUGAAAGAAAUUUCAUCUCUUCUUUAA
Messenger RNA from Dracunculus medinensis (Guinea worm), 1263 nucleotides. The record is from the annotation of a GenBank genome assembly. Lineage: Eukaryota; Metazoa; Nematoda; Chromadorea; Rhabditida; Dracunculidae.